GUUGUUAAAGUUAAAUGUCUCUGAUGAAUAAAAGAGAGCUUUGCAUGAAGGAUCACAGCUAAACUUUUAUUCUCUUUAACAUGAUCUUUAGUAAAAAUGCAAAGAGAAGGAGACUUAUAUCUUUAACUUUAUUCCUAUUCCAUCCAACGAAGAGAGUCUCUCUUAAAGCUUACAAUUCUAAUUGCCUAUAAAUAUACAAGAACAAGUUAUUACUUGAACAAAUAGUCAUUGCUGCUUUCUUUGUUUGCUUGUAAGAACUUGUUUCACUGGCAAUGGCAAGGAAUGUAGGGUUCUUCAUCUGUAUCUUGAUCCUAGCCAUGGAUGUUUCAGCAGGAAUUCUCGGCAUUGAAGCUGAAAUAGCUCAGAACAAGGUCAAGCAUUUGAAGAUGUGGAUUUUCGAGUGUAGAGACCCGAGUUACACAGCCUUCAAGUAUGGUUUAGCUGCCUGCAUCCUUUUGGCGUUAGCCCAUGUAACUGCUAACUUGCUUGGUGGGUGUUUAUGUGUUGUCUCAAGACAAGACCUUGAGAAGUCCUCUGCGAAUAAACAGCUCGCCGUGGCUUCUCUGAUAUUCUCCUGGAUUAUAUUAGCGAUUGCGUUCUCGAUGUUGAUCGUAGGGACAAUGGCAAACUCAAGAUCAAGAAAGAAUUGUGGGAUAUCGCACCAUCGGGUUCUGUCCAUAGGAGGGGUCCUCUGUUUCAUUCACGGUCUCUUCGCUGUUGCUUAUUACAUCUCUGCAACUGCUUCAACACGAGAACAGACAAGCGCCAUCCAUGCUUGAAAUUUUUUCUUUCUUUAAUUAAAUUUAACACAAUGUUUUAAUUUGACUUAAUGAUAU
This is a messenger RNA of Camelina sativa (false flax), 836 nucleotides long. Its product is annotated as protein DESIGUAL 2. The record is from RefSeq and is a predicted model, not a curated record. Lineage: Eukaryota; Viridiplantae; Streptophyta; Magnoliopsida; Brassicales; Brassicaceae.